GUGUGAGAUUGACAGGCAGAUCUCACCGAAAUACAUUAAUAAAUUCUACCACACACCCCAUCUUCAUAAAACCCUUCACAAUUCACCAUCUUUUUCUUGUAUUCUACUAUAUUUUUAUUUUUUUUCAGCUGUAAUUGCGUCAAGUGCCUCUCAUGCUAGGCGUUUCAGGCCUUCCUGGAAGCUCCGGCGAUGGCGCUGCAGCUCCCAGACCUCAAGAGCACGGUGGUAGUGGCGGUGAAACCGACGGUGCAGGACCAAGUACAGGUGGAUUCAGUGAAGAAGAGAAAGGUAGAGCCGAGGAAGGUGACCGAAGCUCAGCCGGAAACCGGUGGCCGAAGCAAGAAACACUGGCUCUCCUCAAGAUAAGAUCCGAUAUGGAUGUUGCCUUUCGUGACUCCAGUCUCAAAGGCCCCUUAUGGGAAGAGGUUUCAAGGAAAUUGGCAGAGCUUGGUUAUCAUAGAAGCGCCAAGAAAUGCAAGGAAAAAUUCGAGAACGUUUACAAGUACCACAAGAGAACCAAAGAAGGCCGAGCUUCCAAGGGAGAUGGUAAGAACUACCCAUUCUUUGAUCAAUUAGAAGCCUUCGAAAACCAUCCUUCCCAUCCGUUACCUUCUCCCUCAAAACCUCAAAUUCCGGCAAUGGCAAUGGCGACAGCAAUGGUGGAAAUGUCCAGGACUAAUCCUCCUGUUGUAUCACAAAUCACUAGUACAGUUCCAUCAGCAACAAACCCUAUAAUGGUAAGUCAAAGCACAGUCACACCGAGUAGUGUAAACUCUACCAGUCCUUUAUCCCAACCACUGCGACCACCACCACCGCCACUAUCAACAGCAGCAGCAACAACAACAACAAACCCUAAAAAGCCUUAUGGAAGGAAUGUAAUUGGAUCUUUGCAUCCGAAUGUGAUGCUGAAUUCUACCUCUUCUUCAACUUCAUCAGACUUGGAGCCGCGAAGGCGGCUCAGGAGGAAGCGAAAAUGGGAGGACUUGUUGGAGAGAGUAAUGAAUGAGGUGAUCCACAAGCAAGAGGAGCUACAGAGGAAGUUUCUAGAAGUAUUGGAGAAGCGGGAGCGCGAUUGGAUUGAGAAAGAAGAAGCUUGGAGAGUUCAAGAAAUGGCAAGGAUGAAUAGAGAGCAUGAGCUUUUAGUACAAGAGAGAUCCAUGGCCGCAGCUAAAGAUGCGUCACUAAUUGCAUUCCUGCAGAAAAUAUCCCAACAACAACAAAACCCUAAUUCGUCGCAAAUGCAAAUGUUACUACAAGUUCAAGCAAAUCCAGUGCCGCCGCAGCUGCCGCCACCACCACAGCCACCAUCACCGCCACGGCAACCACCACCACCACCACCGUCACCGCCCACUUUGGACAAUCGGAAAACUGAAAACUUCACACCAAACAGCUCUUCUAGAUGGCCGAAAGCGGAGGUUCAAGCUUUGAUCAGUCUUCGAGCCGAUCUUGAUCUCAAGUAUCUAGAAAACGGACCUAAAGGGCCUCUAUGGGAGGAAAUGUCCAUGGGCAUGCGUAAGCUUGGGUACGACCGGAGCGCGAAGAGAUGCAAAGAGAAAUGGGAGAACAUCAACAAGUACUUCAAGAAAGUGAAAGAGAGCAACAAGAAAAGACCCGAAGAUUCGAAGACUUGUCCAUAUUUUCACCAACUUGAAGCCCUAUACAAAGAGAAAAACAAGGUUGAUGCUUCAUUCAAUCAUGGGUCCGCCUUGAAUAAGGUCGAAAAUCAGAUGGCGCCGAUAAUGGUUCGACCAGAGCAGCAAUGGCCUCUUCCGGUGGAAGAACACCGGCCAGAGGCGGUAAUGGAGGAUCGGGAAAACGAAGACGUUGAUCAGAAUAAUGAUGAGGAAGAAGACAUUGAGGAUGAUGAAGAUGAAGAAGAUGGAGGUGGUGGCGGUGGUUAUGAGAUAGUAACAAGCAAAGCAUCUUCAGUGGCCACGGUUGAGUGAGACAAGAGAGAGAGGGAGAGGGGAGUGAAAAUGUGAAUGUGUAGCACAAGUGGGUGACUUUUGGAAGUGGACAAGGGACGCGCAUGUGGGUCAGAUUCCGGCUGGCAUGAGAUCAUGUGGUGGUAAAAUUAAAAUGGAAAAUACAUAUAUAUAUAUACACAUGGGGUUGUAAGUGUGGAAUGGUAUUAUAUGUUUAUAAUAAUCAUUUAUUUAUUAUUUGGGGAAUAAAUAAAUUAAGGGAGACGGGGGAGAGAAGUUCCAAAGAAUAAAUAAAGAGAAAGUGUUGUAUUUUCCUUUUUCAUUAAUAUUUUUGUUCAUGGGGUGUAAAAUGUAAAUCAGGGAAAUUCAUGGAUACUGGUGUUUGUUUGUU
This is a messenger RNA of Cornus florida, 2316 nucleotides long. RefSeq names its product trihelix transcription factor DF1-like. The transcript has 2 exons. NCBI's taxonomy places the organism in Eukaryota, Viridiplantae, Streptophyta, Magnoliopsida, Cornales, Cornaceae. The record is from RefSeq and is a predicted model, not a curated record. The coding region runs from base 153 to 1946 and encodes 597 amino acids.